Messenger RNA from Lottia gigantea (owl limpet), 1245 nucleotides. RefSeq lists its product as hypothetical. The coding region runs from base 31 to 648 and encodes 205 amino acids. The transcript is spliced from 3 exons. The record is from RefSeq and is a predicted model, not a curated record. NCBI's taxonomy places the organism in Eukaryota, Metazoa, Mollusca, Gastropoda, Lottiidae.
AAUUAAGCGUGCCACAAGUAAUAUAUUAAGAUGGAUUUAAUAUGCUAUACGCUGGUUUUAAUUUUAACUGGAAAUGGUGUCCUUUCUCAGACCACAACCGAGUCAAUCAUAACAACAGCAGAUUUAACAGCUACAACAGCUUCAUCUGACAUCACAACACAAUCCCCAUCGAUAACAGAUGAAACAACGCUUUCAGCAGAUUCAACAGCUACAACGGCCUCAUCUGACAUAACAACACAAGCCCCUGCAUCGGUCACAGGUUCAACAACAGCUUCUUCAGAGAGUACAACAGCCUCCAGAAACUUGGUAGUAUCGACCGAGGCACAGGGGAUACAGAAUGAAGCUUCAACCAGAGGACCUUUCUUCAACCAGCCAGUCUACACAGUUCCCACAGCAGCUCCACCACGAGCUCAGCAACCAGCUCCAGUCUAUUACACUUACCCGUACACCCAGCAGUAUCAACAGGUGUACCAGCCACAACAAGGUUACAAUAACAUACCCUACUACUACCAACCAGCUCCUAAACCAGUCCAAUAUUACCAGCCGACAUCUUUCUAUCAACAAAGAUCUUAUUACCGUCAACCAUCUUACCAACAAUCAAAUAACUUAUUCAAUAUGUUCUAUAUGAUGAUGUUCGAUUUAUUUUAAACGUCUGCAUCAUCUCGUUCAUUUUGUCGCCAUGGCAACUCGUUUCUUAUUUAUUGAUAUUUAGAACAUACGUAGUUUCGUAUGCUAUUUAGAGGUCAUCAGCACACCAUCUUGAUCGUCUUGAUACAACAAUGAUUUUGACUUGUCAAAAUCACCCUUAAAAUCAUUGUAAGCUACAUACAACGAAAGCUAUUUUAGGUAUAACUUCUCCCCAUUUUAAAGUGCAGAAAAGUAGGACGUAAAACUCCAUUGAUUUCAUUUCCAUUUUAAAGGGAUUGUAAAGAUGUAAUUCGAUUUUGUAUGUGUAUCGGAGACACUGAUAGCAUUAAUUUCCACCAUUCCAAUUUUCAAUCAGACGUCCUUGUUUCCUGCAAAUGAUGUCACUAAAAGUAAAAUAUGCUUUAUCACAUAAGGCCUUUCGCGACGUGGCGUCUCCAAACACGUAGUUUUAUUGGAAUUGCAGGAACCACAGAGGUCCGAUUAAAAAUUGGAAUGGUACAAAUUGGUGCUAUCAGUGUCCCUGAUACACAUACAAAAUGUUUUUUGCAAAGCUUUUUAAAAUCGUUAAAUUCUACCUCACCUUCAUAUGUAAGUAUC